Molecule: messenger RNA, 4468 nt
Organism: Cololabis saira (Pacific saury)
Lineage: Eukaryota; Metazoa; Chordata; Actinopteri; Beloniformes; Belonidae
Gene: ncapd2
Product: non-SMC condensin I complex, subunit D2
Exons: 32
Coding region: 108-4271 (1387 amino acids)
Biological process (GO): meiotic chromosome condensation; mitotic chromosome condensation; mitotic cell cycle
Cellular component (GO): nucleus; condensed chromosome, centromeric region
Molecular function (GO): histone binding
Source: RefSeq, a predicted model, not a curated record
AAACAUUUGAAAACGCAGACCGUUUACAGGCGGUGGGAGGAAGGAAGAAGGCAGCGUGUUUUCAACACAUUUAAGUCGUGGCCAACAGCUCUGCACGCACUACAGGGAUGUCGUGGGACUUUUUUGUGCCCGUGUGCGUGGGGGACCUGGUGAAGUCCGGGGGGAUCAACCAGUAUGUCGUCCAGGACCUGGUGUCUCCAAAACAGUUGCCGUCUCAGCUGAGCAAAUUCAAGGCAGCAUUGAGAAGCCAGGGUCCUAUGUGUAUAUUGGAACAUUUUGAUACAGGCUACAGCCUGUUACAACACUUCAACUCUGUGGAUCCGGGAGUGAAAGAAGAUGCUCUUGAAUUACUUGUACAAGUGGUUGGGAGCCUAUCCACUUCCCUGCCGGCACUUCUCAUGUCAACCUCCAUCUCUGCUUCUGAGCGCAAAGAGAAACUUAAUGCAGUUAAAAUGAGUGUUUUCCUGCUCUGCAAACUCACAGAGAAUCUUGAAAGCGUUUCCUAUCGACAGAGUAUUGUCACAGCACCUGGAAAGGGUGGUAAAAAAAACAAAGCUGGUGAAGGACUGAUGCAGUGGGACUCGGAGAGAGAGAAGGUGCUGCAGGCUCUCAUCCAGCUCCUCCAACUGGAUAUCCGGUCCCUCUGGAAUCUCUCCCUGGUGGAAGAGGAGUUCAUCAGCUGUGUGACCUGCUGCUGUUACAAGCUACUGGAGAACCCAACCAUCAGUCAUGUCAAAAGUAAACCCACCAGAGAUGGUAUAAUACAUCUGCUAGGGUUGCUGAUCAAGAAGUACAAUCACCUUCUAGGUGCUAGUGUGAAAGUGAUCCAAUUGUUGCAACACUUUGAACAGUUGCCAUCCGUAUUUGCCCAGGCUGUGUCCACAUGGUGCACAGAAUAUGGAGUCAAAGCGAUCAUCGGAGAAGUCAUAAGGGAAAUUGGUCAGAAGUCAAGUGAAGAGCUUGCCAGAGAGGGCUCUGGUGUCAAAGCUUUUGCUUCUUUCAUCUCAGAACUUAGUGCCCUGGUACCUGAAUUAAUCCUCCCCAACAUUAGUGUCCUCAUCACACACUUGGAAGGCGAGAGCCCCACAAUGCGUGUUGCUGUCUGUGAAGUGCUGGGAGAGAUCCUCGUGAGGGUCCUGUGUGGUGAUGGGUUAGAUGAGGCUGGCAAAGCCGGCCGUGACCGUUUCUUUGACACACUGCAGGAACAUCUGCAUGACACUCACUCUCACGUCAGAACGCGUGUGCUGCAGGUCUACGCACGCAUCGUCAACAGCAAAGCGCUGCCCUUGUGCAGGUACAGUGAAGUGAUGGAGAUUGCUGUAGGGAGGCUGAUGGAUAAAUCCAUAAAUGCGGUCAAGAGUGCCAUCCAGCUGUUGGCAGCUUUCAUUGCACACAAUCCAUAUAGCUGCAAGCUGAGCAGUGCAGAUCUGAAGAAACCUUUGGAGAAAGAGAGUGCUAAACUCAGCGAAAUGAAAGAGAAAUUACAAGGGAAAGCACCUGUUGCAGUGAUCAAAGCUUCUGAGCUUUGGGCUGCCAUGGAGCCCGAGCUCCUCGUAACUGCCAGGGCAGUGCUGGAGCCCACAAAUGAGGAAGAGGCAGAGCAGGAUGUGGAGGAAGAAAAGGUAGAGGAUGACGACAGAGCAACUGCAGUGAAGAUAGCUCAGUACCUCCGUGUCAACAAAUACAGGAAUGCCAUUCAGCUUUGUAUAACGGCUCACAGCUGCUUCCCAGAAUCUGAGAUGUUUGCAUCCCUUUCAAAUGUCACCCCAGAGAAUCUUAUGGACACAAUGGCUUUGAUUUUCAAAGGCUCUGAAGACGACCCAGAGCCCAGCGAGAACUUGCCACCAACCCCACAGAAAAAGGAAGAUAAGGAGGGGGAGGAUGGUGAGCUAAAGAAGCAGGAGAUGUUGGUGCAGUAUUUGAAAGAUACAGAAACCUUUUCCUUGCAAGUAGAGAGUGCAAUCUCUGUCAUCAACACCAUGCUCUACUGGAAAACAACUUCAGUUGUCCAAGAGGCAGUGCAGUUUUGUGUGACUGUAUGCGAGUUCGGUGUUGCUAACUCUAUCAGUGGAGUGAGGAGGAUGUUACCUCUGGUGUGGUCGGCUGACGCUGCCAUUAAAGAUGCUGUGGUUCAGGCCUACAGACGCCUGUAUCUGAACCCUCAAGGAGACAGUACCAGGACGAAAGCCCAUACUCUUGUUGACAAUCUCUCUGAACUGAUGUUGGAUGCUUCUCUGGGAACUAUACAGUGCCUCGAGGAAAUUGUGCAGGAGUUCUUUGGCAGUGGCAGCAUUCUUCAGUCUACUGUAGUUCAAGUCUUGUGGGAAAGAUUUACCGGUAAACGGGAAACCUCUGUCUUACAUAGACGAGCUGCUGUGCUGCUGUUGGGCAUGGCUGCACGGGCGGAGAGAGAAGUGGUGCUCAGUAAUCUGGACACCCUUUGUUCAGUGGCCCUGGGAGAAAAAGUGACUGAAGACUUCCUUCUAGCAAGAGACGCAGUUAUCACCAUCUGCAGCAUCACCGACCAUGUCAGGCAAUCAAAAGGAGCUCCUUUCAGACUGCCUCAGGACCAUCAGCUCUUCACCUGCCUCACACAAGCCAUCUCUGAAGGUGUUGUAAUGGAAGACCUUUACUGGCAGAGCUUCAUGGAGCAGGCUGUCCGUCUUAUCUACUUCCUGGCUGAAUCCCCAGACCAGCUGUGCUCCCGGCUGCUUCAGCGAAGUGCUCGACUUUUACUAGAUCACAUUGCGGAGAGCGGCGAAGUCAAUAAGGACGUUGGCCACAUACAAGAUGAAUCCAGUGAGCAAGUGAACUCUGUGUGUCUGGCCCAGCUGUUGGCUCUGUGUGGAAGCGUGGCUUUCUGGCAGGUGUCUCACCUUGAGCGCAGUGUGAGUAGUGAGCUGCGAAGGAGGAGAGGGGAGACUGAAGAGAGGGAGGAGAAGGAAAAAGGACCUGCCAGUAAAGCCAAGCAGCAAGCGGCCAAUGAAAGUGCCAUGGAGGAGGAACUUGGAUUAAUUGGUGCUACUGCCGAAGAUAGUGAAGCUGAACUCAUCAGAACCAUCUGUGAAACAGAAUUGCUGGCUGAGGAGAACCUGCUGAGUGCAUUCCUACCUCUACUGGUGAGAGUCUGCAGCUCCCCAGGACACUAUACCCACCCCCAGCUCACCACUGCUGCGUGUCUGGCACUGUCUCAGUACAUGAUGAUAAGCCCAUCAGUGUGUGAAGAAAAUAUCCGUCUCAUGUUUACGGUGCUCGAGCGUGCUACUCUUCCUGUAAUACGGGCCAAUGCCAUCAUAGCUCUGGGAGACCUAACGGUCCGUUUCCCAAAUAUUUUGGAGCCCUGGACACAGAAUCUCUAUGCAAGGCUGAGUGAUGAGGUUCCUUCAGUGAGGCAGACAACUGUGACAGUUCUUACUCAGUUGGUGCUUAAGGAUGUGCUCAAGGUCAAAGGUCAAGUCAGCGAGGUGGCAGUGCUGCUAAUUGACCCAGAACCACACAUCGCUAGCUUGGCUUUGAACUUCUUCAAUGAGCUGUCCACAAAGGACAAUGCGAUCUACAACCUUCUCCCAGACAUCAUCAGCCGCCUGUCUGAUCCCGAGAGAGGCAUGAGCUCCGAGGACUUCAACACCAUCAUGAAACAGCUGUUCUCCUACAUCACUAAAGAAAGGCAGACUGAGUCUCUGGUAGAGAAACUAUGUCAGCGCUUUAGAACGGCCAAGACGGAGCGUCAGUGGUGUGACUUGGCCAUGUCCCUGUCUCUGUUAUCCAUGUGCGAGCGUGGUUUUAAGAGGCUGCAAGAAUGCUGGGAGUGUUACAGCGACAAGUUAACUGAGUCUGGCGUCUACCAGCCUCUGCUCUCUAUCACUUCCAAGCUCCGUCGAGGGGCCAAACCACAGUUAAAGGCUCAAGUAGAUGAAUUUGAAAAGCGGCUGACUGCAGUUCACACACGUGGCCUAGAGAACGUAGAAAGUCCUGAGCUGGAUGAGGAGAAUCAGAGAGGAGGAACAGCUGAUAAGACUGUUACGCGUACACCUCUACCCACCAGAGGCCGUCAAAAAUCAAAGAGAGGUCAAACAAAGUCUGUUUCCAGCCAAGGUGAUGACAGUUUUGUGACUCCUCGAGCAUCUCGCAGGCCUAAAAAACCGGCAAUCACCUUCAGCAGUGAUGAAGAGGAGGAGGAUGAGGAAGAUGCUGUGAUGGCAGAGAGUGAGACCCCAAAAGUGACGACACCAAUUGCACGCACAUCUCGACGGGCUCGUCUCAGAAACUAAUUUUCCUUUUCUUUUUUGUCUUUUUUUAAAUGUCCUUUUUUAGUAUUCUAUCUUUUAGAGUUGUAUUAACUGUUUUUAUCUUGUGUAUAUUUUUGUAUUCCACCAAUACUCAUGUUUGACACAAUGUAGUCUGAUUUGAUCUUAUGGCACAGAGUCAAAAAGCUUUUAAUAAACCUUUGUCUGGUUUUCCAAACGAA